This is a messenger RNA of Scophthalmus maximus (turbot), 1659 nucleotides long. RefSeq names its product transmembrane protein 205 (gene tmem205). The coding region runs from base 200 to 766 and encodes 188 amino acids. NCBI's taxonomy places the organism in Eukaryota, Metazoa, Chordata, Actinopteri, Pleuronectiformes, Scophthalmidae. The transcript has 4 exons. The record is from RefSeq and is a predicted model, not a curated record.
GGGACAUCAUAACGUGACAGAGGAAGUGGCUCGCCUGAACCUCGGACGUGACUGAACGUUAUACACUUUGCUAGUAACUUAACAGUCGAAGGAAAACCAAGGUAUUUAUUCAGCAGUGGGGCAAUUCCGAACAAUCAUCGAGGCAAAGGGUUCAUGUUGGCAAACAUCUGUAUAUACUGUGUGCAGACAGAGGGAAGCCAUGGCAACGGAGGGGGAGCCGACGGACCUGAUCAAAGUGCUGCACCUCCUUGCGCUCUCCUUCUCCUGGGGCAUGCAGGUCUGGGUCUCCUUCAUCGCAGGUUUUGCGUUGGUGCAGCAGGUGACUCUGCACACCUUUGGCCUGGUGCAGAGUAAACUCUUCCCUGUGUACUUCUACUGCCUGCUGGGCAGCAACCUGGUCAGCCUGGCUGUGUUCGCCGUGUAUCACCCGAGGGAGCUGCUGGACUGGCAUGAGAGUGUGCAGAUGGUUCUGUACGUUGUGGCGUUGAUCACGGCCGGUCUGAACGCCCAGUGGUUUGGCCCGGCGGCCACAGAUGUCAUGUUCCAGCUGAGGGAGGUGGAGCAGGAGCAUGGCCUGGGGAACCACAUCGGCCUGGGUGGCCAGAAAGAGGCGUACGCCAAGCUCAAAGAGCAGGACCCCAAGUACAGAGCGCGCAAGCGCACGUUCGGCCGCUACCACGGGUUGUCCAAUCUCUGCAACCUGAUCGGGUUCCUCUGCACCACAGUCAAUCUGAUCUACACAGCUCUGAAUCUAUCCACCGUUUAGAGAUCAGUAGGUGUCAGGAUUCAACUUGUGCCUUCAUCACAGUAUUUUAUAUGUUAAAGGGGCAGUAAGCGAUUGUAAAGCAAAACACAGUGAAUAUUUCCUCAUGGUCUGCUGGCUGUUGGUUCUGUGUGUGCUGGAAAAAAAAAAACAGGGUUUUCGGCUCAGCCCUGGCUCUGUAAAUUGAAAAGAAAAAUGGUGCGAACCGCACCUAACAACACUGCAAGUGCAGUUUGUAAACAUCACCCGCUGCAAUGCUGAGGUUUUGGUCUAGUUGUCUGUGCAUCGGUCUCCCGAGGUCGCGGGUUCGCAGCCCAGCCAGAGCAGUGAAAUCACGACAACAACAAGUUGAGAAAAUUUUUUUCUCCAAAAUCGCUUACUGCCCCUCUAAGUCAUUGAUGAGUGGGGAAGAACGGUAUGGACUUGAGUUGAACAUGCCCACAAAUGAACUUGUAAGUGACAUUAUGUGAAAUUAAUUGUACAGAAUUUGGCCCGCUGCAGCUGUCCCGAGUGCCUCACUUUCAGUCAGUUGGAAACUCUUCAUCCUGCCAGUCAGUGUCUAAUUAAUGAUCUCCCGCAAAAUAGGUUGUAUCUUCACAUUGUUAUAUGUGCUUUUAUUAUUUGACUAAAAUGCUCAUGUUUUUUUUAACCCCCUGUGAACCACUAUGAGCAAAACCUCGAUUGCUGUGUGGGCAAUUUUCUUGCAUCCCCAGCAGGGGGCAAUGUUUAGACAUAAUCAGGAAAAGGUAAGUUGAUCCACUGCUGAGCCCCUCAUUCUGUACUGCCUUUAAUGAAUGUCGUGUUUCCAGAUAGUGUAAUGGAGAUGUAUUUUUAAAUGUGUCGCCAAUGUUGAAUUAUGAGAUUGUGAGAAUAAACAGUGUGUCGUUUUAUUCUCA